Messenger RNA from Aureobasidium musti, 690 nucleotides. The record is from the annotation of a GenBank genome assembly. Lineage: Eukaryota; Fungi; Ascomycota; Dothideomycetes; Dothideales; Saccotheciaceae.
UCGCUGCGAGUUCUACCAAGGCUGCCGACCUCUCGCAUUGGUCUGCGAUCAGUGCAGCCAUGCAUCCAGCUCCGCACAGCAACAAGCUCCUCCACAACCUCGACCUCAGGGCCUACGCGAAGGAGCGUCACUAUCGCCAACGAUACCGGUCGUGUGCCUUGGUCAGAAUUGUCGUGGCGAGAAAGAGGUGCUCGUACAACACAACAAUCAGCAAAUCUCGCCGUCAUUCUUUUAGGUCUUGCUAUGACGGGUGGCGUUGCAACUGUUCUCUACCUCGAAGUUUUUAGCAGUGACAGCAAGACUGCCGUUUACAAUCGUGCCUUCGAACGCGUACGAACCGAUCCCAAGUGUAUCGAGAUACUGGCAGGAAGAGGCAAAGGAGGAGAGAUCGAGGCUUGGGGAGAGAACAGGGUGCGCAACAGUCGCUUCGCAAGAGAUACCAUCUCAUCCAAGUCUGAAACCGACGGUAUCGGAACAACUCACAUGAGAAUGCACUUCCAUGUUGGCGGUAGCCUAGCUACCGGCACCGUCAACGUGCACAUGACGAAACGCCGCGACGAGAGUGAUUUCAAGUAUCAUCACCUGGCUCUCGACGUACCCGGUCACGAACGGAUUUGGCUGGAGAAUGCAGAAGCUUGGAAACUUGACAAAAGAAGCUCGGGCAAGAUGUUUGGCGUUCGCUGGUGGUGA